CUCUGCCCCAGAGCUGCUUGCUGAGCAGAGGCAGGAUGAGUGACUAAGGGACAAAUCAAGUCUGGGCUGGCAAAGCCUCAGCAUGUGUUAUUGAGACACCUCUGGACUUCAGCGUCUUCACUGAGGGCUUUGUAUUUUUCUCUGAUAGAAACGAAAAAUGUAAGAGCUUGAAGAAAAUCUAAAGCACCAUCUCCUCCUUCUGAAGCAACACCCACUGCUGUUUCUCCAUUUGGUAACAUAGAGUCAACCAACCUCAUCAUGGAACAGAAAGAGAAUGUAAUCGAUAAAGAUAUUGAACUAUCAGUGGUCCUGCCAGGAGAUGUGAUCAAGUGUACUACAGUUAAUGGGAGGAAGCCCAUGAUGGACUUGCUGGUCUUUCUCUGUGCACAGUAUCAUUUAAAUCCAUCAAGUUAUACUAUAGAGUUGGUAUCAGCAGAAAGUAGCCAGAUUAAAUUCAAACCCAACACGCCAGUGGGAAUGCUUGAAGUGGAAAAGGUGAUUUUAAAGCCAAAACAAAUAGAUAAGAAGAAACCUGCUCCAGUUAUACCAGAGCAAACGGUAAGGGUAGUGAUAAACUACAAGAAGACACAGAAGACAGUCGUGAGAGUUAGUCCACAUUCACCCCUUCAAGAACUCAUACCAAUUAUCUGUAGCAAAUGUGAGUUUGAUCCUUCACACACUCUGCUGUUGAAGAAUUACCAGUCUCAAGAACCCCUUGAUGUGACAAAAUCUCUUAAUGACCUUGGACUAAGAGAACUAUAUGCCAUGGAUAUCAGUCGAGCCACAUCACCAGUUGAUUUAAAUUUACGGUCUUUGCAAGACUCCUACCAAUCUGAAAACAUAGAUGUUCUGAAGGAGAAAGAAAACAAAGGAUUUUUCAGCUUUUUUCAACGAAACAAGAAGAAAAGGGACCAAGCUGCCAGUGCCCCGGCAACUCCAUUGAUGAGCAAGCCAAGACCAGCAUCUAUCACUAGAUCUAACACUGUCAGCAAGCAGUAUGAUUCCAACACUCUGCCAUCAGAAAUGCCGAAGAAACGGAGAGCUCCUUUGCCACCUAUGCCAAACUCCCAGAGUGCUCCCCAGGAACUCUCACAAGCCCAAGUCAGACCUGCACCUGAUAUUGUGAAAUCCAACAGCUUUGAUAGGAAUGCACAGGCCCCUCCAGGAUUAGUACGGAAAGGUUCCCUGCCGCUCAGUGACACUGCUUCCGUGAACUCCUCUCUAAGGAGGAUGAAGCGCAAGGCGCCCUCACCACCCUCCAGAGCACCAGAAGAUCAAAGUGAAAGCAGUAAUGAGCCUGUAAUGGAGACAACAGAAUCAGCCUCCACUCAAGUGGAAGGAAGAAGCACCGAAAUGCAGCCUGAAACAGGUGUAAGGAGCUCAGAACACAACCUGGAAGAAAUUGAUGAAAGGGAAGAGAUAAGUGUGCAACAGCGAGAGAACAGUGAAAGUACCAAUAUCUCUCCCAGGACAGGAGAGGUUACUGUAGCCUUUAGCUCUGCUGAGGUACCACUGGAAAAUGAAAAAAAUGAUCCUGCUCCAUCAACUCCUGUUCCUGGCAGUGUUUCCGUAGACAACUCGCAAAGCUUCAAGGAAGAAAAACAAGAAAAUAUGAGCACAGAUGGCAAAGGACUACAGACUAAGAUAAGCAGUGAGGAUGCUGGAUUUGAAAAAGACAGGAAGCUUAAAAUUUUAGAUCAAAAUACAACCAAUGAUCACAGUGAUACAAAACUCCUUCCAACAACAGAAGAAGGGAAAGAACUUCAGACAGCUGAAAUUAAACCAGUAGAUUUUACAGAAAAUAACAAGCUCGAAGUUAACAGACUAUCAAACUUCCAGGCAUGUAAAAAUGACAUCUCUGUAAGUCAUAGGAAUUAUCCUCAACUGAUGUCAGAAAAGCAAGAUGACAAAACAAAUCAAAGCAGCUUGGAUACAGUAAAAACUCAGGAUGUUGCAAUCCAGACAGGUCCUUUGGAUAGCAAUUUGGGAAGGUCUACUCAGAAAGAAAUUAUUGUUCCUCAGGGUGUUGAAUCAUCCACAUUCAGAGAAUUGGUCCCUCAACAUAACACAGAUACAAACAACCCCCUUCUUCAAGUGAUGCAUGGAACGCAGCAAGGGGAUGAAGAUACGUCAAUAGAACAAAAUCUUGAGACACAAGAAGUUACCUAUGGAAAUGUAAUUCCCAUAAAAGACCAGAGUCACGUCUGUAUAAAUGGCAGUAAUUUUGUUUCACCAGAAACAACUGCAAAAACUCCAGAUGACUUUUCUGUAAAAGGUCACCCUUUUUAUAGACAGGACACCAGACCUAAACCUAAGCCUGCUAAUGAAAUUACAAGGGAUUACAUACCAAAAAUUGGCAUGACUACUUAUAAAAUAGUGCCUCCAAAAUUCUUAGAAAUAAUGAAGAACUGGGAACCAGAAGUUCCAUCAGAUCAUAAGGAUCAAGAGGUAUCUACUUUGGAAGAUUCUCUGAAGCAUGAAGACCCCAAAGAAUUCAUAGUGCAAGCUGAAAUUCCUCAUCUGUCAAAAAGUGUGGGUCAUUUACAGGUUGGUUCACAAAAUGAAGCUGCAGCAGCGAAUGAUCUGCUGCAGGGAGUGAACAGCAUUUCUGAACAUACUGUGACCUCUGGAGCUGAGAUUACUACUGAGAGCAACCAGAUGGAAAAGGAGUCUUUCAAGCAGCGUGUCCCACUGAUGCUAAGCCUGGAUAAUACAAAUGCUUCUUCUGAGACUCAGGACAAGUCAAAUGCAUUAAGUCCUACAACAAAGCCUAGUUCUUUUUAUCUGCAGAUGCAACGAAGAGCUUCAGGUCAUUAUGUGACAUCUGCAGUUGCCAGAAGUACCAUUUGUACUCCUAAUUCAAUUCAGAAUGAAGCUAAGAAUACAGAGAUGGGGAAAAAAAUCUCAUCACCUGAUCUGACUUCUUUGGCUUUACAUAAAACAAGUAUUUCCUCUCCUCCAGCAGAUGAAGAAAAAGUUGAUGAUGGAAAAAACAUUGAAUCCUCCACUUCUCCUGUUAAAAGCAAUAAACCUUUAAUUUAUCCCCCCUGUCCUCCAGCACCACUGAACCUAAAAACUCUAAGAACUUUUGCAGUUCCAAAGCCAUACUCCAGUUCAAGACCAUCUCCUUUUGCUCUUGCUGUCUCCUCUGCAGUCAAAAGGUCGCAGUCAUUCAAUAAGACGCGUACAAUCACUAGCCAGGCACCUAGAGAGGAAUUUCCUGUUGAACUCUCCUCUGCCACUUUGGCAGCUGAAUUCUCCUCAGCUACCUCCAUGCCUCAAGUGAAAAGCCCUUCCUUACAGACCUUACCAGCGGGGCCACAAAAUAGUCUAAUGGACAAGAAAGACAGCAAUGUGAAUAGUGAGCAGAAGAGUCAGGCACAGUCAGGUGCUUCCACUGACCACCCACCCCCUGUCACUAAGAGACAAACCGCGAUGACGUUCCCGCGCUCUGACCCAGAACAGAUCCACCAGAGCUUGCUGGCUGCAAUCCGUUCUGGAGAAGCUGCUGCCAAAUUGAAAAGGGUUGGUCCUCCAUCAAACACCAUAGCUGUUAAUGGAAGAGCCAGACUUAAUCCUUUGUAUUCCACAGAAGCAAAAGCUAGUCAGUAGAUAUUAUACAAUAUAUUCUGCACUUUACUACUGCUUCAUAGGCCAACUUUACACUAACUGUAAAUGCAAGUAUAUGUUAAUAUAUUUUUGUCAGCAGUUAUAAGGAUUUCAAGCUGUGUCUUUUGAUGCCUUGGAAAGAUUAUUAGCAUAUGUAAAUUAUGGUAAUAUUUUGCCUUUUCCUCUUUAUAAAGCUGACUAUGCUGCUAAAAAGGUUUAAGAAAAGGUGCAGGUGAGCUUUGCUUAUGAUAGAAAGAGAAUCAAAGAUUCUUGAUUUUAGCCUCAAGACUGAACAAUAUGUAGCACUAUGCUGAAAUUACAGAUUGGAAGCAACCUAAGAAUUCUAGAUCACAUCAUUAAUUUUCAAUUGUGUAUUACUUUAACAGAUUGUAAGAACUUAAAUCUACCACAUGCUGCCUCCAUAUUCCUUUAUUAAAUUAAAAUUGUAAUUACUAGAAUAUCUUAAUUAAAUGCAAUACUUUGUAUCUGUCUAAAAAAUAGAUGGUUUUGUUCCUUUAGCAGAGAGUAACUGGGAUACAUAUUUUGAUUACUUUUUUUUUAACUCUCCUGUAAUUUUUUCCUGGUAGCACACACACAAAAAAAUCAGGAUAUAAAUUAUUGAAAAUUUUUGUACUACUUAAAAACUUUUAUUAACAGUAGCACUACAUGACAUUUCUCUUUGGGUAUCUGUAUAUAGUAUUUACCUAGCACUCAGAUAAGCAAUACUUUUUGUGAAUUACAUAUAUAUUGAAGUAGUCAUCAGCAUAUACUCACGUACUGAUAAAAUGCAAAUUCCAGUUUUGAUACUUAAUGAAAUAGAAGAAAUUUAUUUUUUUUUCACUUGAAGUAUAACUAAAGAAUGAACUGCUUUGGACUUAUUCAUGUGAAAUAUUUUAAUCUUAAAACAGCACAAUAACGCACUUACAAAUCAUGCUUGUGUCAGAGACUGUCUAUUUAUAGAUGAAGCAUUAAAUAUCAAGAUGGGAAUAUAUAUUAAAAGAGAAUGCUUUGUGUUAUAUUUUACCUAUUUUGAAUUUCUUGUCAAGAUUAUACAUUUUGGGGAGGGAGUGGAAAUAUGAUAACACCCAUGAUAAAAUAGCUAGAUUAUGGAUGCAUGCAGGAAGUGCUGGGGUAUUUGCCAUUUUAAAAUAUUUUCUUGCUGGACUUGAUUCAAAUAAAAGUAAUUGUAUUUCGUUUCUGUUCUUUAACAAUAUAUAUAUUUUGUACUUUAGAAACAUUCUGUAACUCAAUUUCAGAAACUGAUCUAUAUGUGCAUUUCAAAGGUUUAUUAAUUGUUUGCUGCCAGGUUUUUGUGCAAUAAUCUCAAAGAGGUCUAAUUACUUUCCACCUACAGAGUCAAUUAUUGAUUACAAGUAACAGUGUUAAUGCUCAAACUCUUUAAGGAACAUUUUAGUAAAUAAAAAUUCAUAAAGAGGGUUGAUGGACAUUUGUUCACUGCUGUUCUCUCCUGUUUACUCUCCUGUAUCUUAGUCCCCUGUCAAUGUGUGUUACCACUUCUGUCUCUUCCUUGUUUUGCCUCCAGUCAAGGGCUUAAUCCAAGGGUAGGGGGAGCCCACAUGGUAGUUCAAAAGAUCUGUUUCAGGAUCUGACUGUGAAAGAACGCUUCAACUUCACUUGAAAACAGUGAGAUAGAAGAGGUGUGGGGUUUUUUCUAGUUUCCAACUGAGGCUUACACUCUAGAUUUCACUGCAUCUUGAGGGACAGACUUGAAAGUUGUAACUCACUCCCAGGGUUCCAGUGUCUGUGUUUGUUGCAGUAUUUGAAGUCUGUGUUUUAAGCGUUCCUACACAACAUGCUGAUCUGUAACUGCCAGAGAGAGGUUGCGCUGCAAAGAGUCUCCUUACUUGUACUUUGGGUGCAAGGAUCUUACAGGUUUUUUCUCUAACCUUGGUAUUCGCUGCCAAGGUGACCAAAGUUAUUUCAUAAAGUUAAUUUAAUCUCCAUCUGUGGUAGUACAAGUCGGUAUGAUGUUUCACUUUUUCAACCAAAUCAGUAGAGUCCAAUUAUUCUUGUUUUGGGUAAAGUUCAAAUAACCAUGCUUUGUUGCUUUCUUUGGUUUUGAAUGCAAAACUGUACUGUAUGUUUCUUAGUCCCAUAUGUUAAAAAUAAACUACCUUUUCAUGUGAACUCCUGAAGGUAAAUAUCAUCUUGUGUAUCAGAGAUUAAACUAAAACCACGGCACUUGAA
Messenger RNA from Neopelma chrysocephalum (saffron-crested tyrant-manakin), 5817 nucleotides. RefSeq names its product cordon-bleu WH2 repeat protein like 1 (gene COBLL1). The transcript has 14 exons. Gene Ontology annotation, molecular function: actin monomer binding. The coding region runs from base 259 to 3612 and encodes 1117 amino acids. The record is from RefSeq and is a predicted model, not a curated record. Lineage: Eukaryota; Metazoa; Chordata; Aves; Passeriformes; Pipridae.